GCCUCGGAGUGUGUUGCAUAUCUGACAUUUCUCUCUCAAACUCCAACCGGCUCUGUUCUCAUCUGGAAGCAAAGAAGAGAAGACAAGAGAAGAGAAGAGAAAAGAGAGAAGAGAGAAGAGAAGCUCUCACCUUCAGACCUCCUGAUUUCACCAGUCUGUCCAGCCUCAGUAACUCUCCACUCAGCGGGAACAGGCCCGGCAGCCUGACUGAAUUCUCCCCUCUCUUCAUCCACGCCCAUCAAAAUCUAACCGGUCCACCGUCACCAUGGAGCGCGUGCAGCACAUGACCAAGUCGGCCAUCCGCCGAGCAUCUCAGAUCGAGGUGACCCCGCAGGCCAAGAGGAACCUGCAGGAGCUGUUCGUCAACUUCACCCUCAUCCUCAUCUGUCUGCUCCUCAUUUACAUCAUCGUCCUGCUGAGCAGCUGAGAGAGACGGAGCCACAGAGAGAGAGUUCGGCGAGGUUGUACUGUGGAAACGGCUUCAGAUGAUACUUGGGUUUUACUCAUACACACACACAUCAGAUUUCUACGAAAGCAAUAAUGUCCCCCCCCUUUGUAUCAGCCCAACUCUGUUUGAUAACAGAGAUCACCAGCCUCCAUGGGAAAGCAAUAUGACAAGACAUCCUGUACGACAAUGUCUCCAGUAAUAAUAUGUGCAAUGUGUGUGAUACUGAAAUAUCAAUACAUCACUUUUGUUUAACGUCCACUUCCCAUGAUCCCUUAUUGCUUCCUGCAACCAACACCUCCACUGUUAGACCGUAGAAAGACAUGGAUGCAGUGAUACUAAGUUUCUCUGUUUUAAAAACAGAGUCAUUUUACAACUGGAGCAGGACUAUAGUGUGUGGAGGGACAUGAAACUGAAAGUUUAACAUACUGCAUCUACACAAGAUCAUACGUGAACUAUGACUCCCAGUGUGCAUUUCACACAGGAGAGGUUAAUAUCACACUGUUAAGAAAACUUACUAUAUAAUUUAUUAUACAACUCGCAGCUUGUUUUUGGAUAAAAUCAGUACCUUUGUUGUUAAUUUGUCGCUGCUCUGAUUCGCACCUCUUCGUGAAGCAACAGCCGCCAUGACUCAUGGGUGUUGUUGAGUUCGGAGCCAUCUGCACUGCCGAACAA
Messenger RNA from Paralichthys olivaceus (Japanese flounder), 1120 nucleotides. The record is from RefSeq and is a predicted model, not a curated record. NCBI's taxonomy places the organism in Eukaryota, Metazoa, Chordata, Actinopteri, Pleuronectiformes, Paralichthyidae.